Molecule: messenger RNA, 828 nt
Organism: Besnoitia besnoiti
Lineage: Eukaryota; Apicomplexa; Conoidasida; Eucoccidiorida; Sarcocystidae
Exons: 2
Coding region: 1-828 (275 amino acids)
Source: RefSeq, a predicted model, not a curated record
AUGAUGCGCCCCUUGGCCUUUCGCGGGCCUCUUCUGCCGCUCUUGGCUGCAGCGUCCGCAGCUAUCCUGACGCUCUCUGCGACAGCGCACUACAACCCCGGGCAAGUUCGCCAAAAAAUUCUCUCAACCGAUUUCGCGCGCGCGCGGGUCGCCGCGUCGACGGAGACCUCCCCGCCGGGGGAGCGCUGCGCCGCCUCUGCCUCCCCUGCCGAGAAGAGCUCGGGGUCGGCGCAGUCUGUCAAGACCGUGAGCCUCACGGAGCUCCUCACACAGGGCGCGCGCCAAGAACCAGGCACGGAACCCGAAAAAUUGGACAAACGGGGCGACUGGGAGCGGUGCCGCGCGUCGUCUUCACGCACCACCCAGCGCUCUCUGAGUCCGGGCUUCGACGCGGCGUCCCCCUGCGCCGCGUCCGCCGCACUUCCUCCGCCCGCCGCGGUGGCGGAGCUCGCGGAGACAUCGCCUUCGACCGCGGUCGCGGAGCCCGCGGGCCCGGACGCCGCCCCGGCGAAGCGCGCCGCGGGGGCGCAGAAGGUCUCCUUCCUGGAAGCCCUCGGGCAAGCCGCGGCGGCGGAAGCGGCGGCCUUGGGAGGCGGAGUGUGGGACCUGAGCACGUGGGGGGCGGGCGCGUUUGUGCCGGGGCUGGCGAACGCGGAAAAUGCGGCGAAGACAGGCGAAGCGACCGCUGCAGCGUCGGGCGGCUGGUUCGCCUCGUGGGGCGGCAACUGGCGCGAGACAGUCCAGCAGUUCUUCGCGAAAGUCGACAAACGCAUCGAGGAGGCCAACGGCAUGCUCAUGCACGGAGACCUCUACGAGUUCCCGCUGUAG